Molecule: messenger RNA, 4802 nt
Organism: Scomber scombrus (Atlantic mackerel)
Lineage: Eukaryota; Metazoa; Chordata; Actinopteri; Scombriformes; Scombridae
Product: NACHT, LRR and PYD domains-containing protein 14-like
Exons: 13
Coding region: 137-3721 (1194 amino acids)
Molecular function (GO): protein binding
Source: RefSeq, a predicted model, not a curated record
AACAAGUCUGAGGCAGUGUUCCUGGUUUACCUCUCAGACUCCAGAAGAUGAAGGAAGAGGAGGACAGAGUCUCUUAUACCCAGCUGUGUGUCUAUGAAGAGUGACCGGUCCAUUGAUCAUCCUCUAGUCUUCAGUAAUGAACCUGGACCUGGCAUCUCAGAGGCUGAGUUCACUGAACCACAGCAAACAGAGAGCCAAGAUGAAAAAGGCGGACCUCCUUAAGCUUCUGGAAGAUUUAACAGAUUAUGAAUUUGAGAAGUUUGUGUGGUACCUGGAGAAUGAAGAUGUGGACGACAUCCCACCCAUCAAAAGAAGCAAGCUGGAGAAAGCAAAGAGGCAGGAUGCUGUAGAUCUGAUGGUGCAGAAAUAUGAAUUUGCUGAAGCUGUGGAGGUGAUGAAGAGCGUUUUAAAGGAGAUCGGCAGGAAUGAUCUGGUGGAGAAAUUGUCAAACAUCAGCUCAGGAGCAGAAGCACAUGGUGAUCUGCAGAAGGGUUUAGGUCUAUGUAAGGUCACUGUGAGGAGGAGAUGUCAAAAUGUGACUGAAACAAGUGAUGAACCAGGAGGUGAAACUUACUUCAACGAUAGGUUCACUGAGGUCUACAUCACAGAGGGAAGGAGUAACGAGGUUAAUAUUCAACAUGAGGUGUUGCAGCUUGAGACAGCUAAACUGGAGACCCUCCAUGACACUCCAAUCAAGUGUCAUGACAUCUUUGAAGCCUUACCCAACCAAAGCAAAUACAUCAGAGUUGUUUUGACAAACGGCGUCGCUGGUGUUGGAAAAACGUUCUCAGUGCAGAAGUUCUCUCUGGACUGGGCAGAGGACUUGAAAAACCAACAUAUCAGUCUGUUGAUUCUGCUUCCAUUCAGGGAGCUGAACUCGAUCAAAGAUAAGAAGUACAGUCUGAUCAUGCUGAUCCAGGUAUUUUAUCCAACAUUACAGCUCACAGCAGAGAAGCUCGCUGUCUGUAAAGUUUUGUUCAUCUUUGAUGGCCUGGAUGAAAGCAGACUUUCACUGGAUUUCAACAACAGUGAGGUCGUGUCUGAUGUCACACAGAAGACAUCAGUCAGCGUGCUGGUGACAAACCUCAUAGAGGGGAAGCUGCUUCCCUUGGCUCUCAUCUGGAUAACUUCCCGACCUGCAGCAGCCAAUCAAAUCCCUCCUUCAUGUGUGGACAGGGUCACAGAAGUACGAGGCUUCACUGACGCCCAGAAGGAGGAGUACUUCAGGAAGAGAUUCAGUGAUGAAGAGCAGUCCAGCACAAUCAUCUCACACAUCAAGACAUCCAGGAGCCUCCACAUCAUGUGUCACAUCCCAGUCUUCUGCUGGAUCACUGCUACAGUUCUGGAGGACAUGUUGAUUUCAGACCAGAGAGGAGAGCUGCCCAAGACCCUGACUAACAUGUACUCACACUUCCUGCUGGUUCAGACAAAGAGGAAGAAGAACAAGCAUGAUGGGGGACAUGAGACGAGUCCACAGGAGCUGACGGAGGCUGACAGGGAACUUCUUCUGAAGCUGGGGAGGCUGGCGUUUGAACAACUGGAGAAAGGAAACAUCAUGUUCUACCAGGAAGACCUGGAGCAGUGUGGUCUUGAUGUCACAGAGGCUGCAGUGUUAUCAGGAUUUUGUACACAGAUCUUCAAAAGAGAGAAACUCCAGAAGAAAGCAGUCUACAGCUUUGUUCAUCUGAGCGUUCAGGAGUUUCUGGCUGCAGUCUACAUGUACCACUGUUACACCAGCAGGAACACAGAGGUAGUGAAGGACUUCCUGGGAGAAGACUACAAACAUAGUGAAUCAAAAACAAAGUCUUUCCUUGAGUGGAUUACUGCUUUUUUCAGAAGAGAAGAUAACCAUUACCCAUCUCUGGAUGACUUCCUGAUGGGAGCCAUGAAGAAAUCUCUCCAAAGUAAAAAUGGCCACCUGGACCUGUUUGUCCGCUUCCUUCAUGGCCUCUCUCUGGAGUCCAACCAGAGUCUCUUCGGAGGCCUGCUGGGUCAGACAGAGAACAGUCCAGAAACCAUCCACAGAGACAUCAACAACCUGAAGGAGAUGAACAGUGAGGAUAUCUCUCCUGACAGAAGCAUCAACAUCUUCCACUGUCUGAUGGAGAUGAACGACCGCUCAGUACAUCAGGAGAUCCAAGAGUUCCUGAAGUCAGAGAACAGAUCAGAGAAGGAACUCUCUGAGAUCCACUGCUCAGCUCUGGCCUACAUGCUGCAGAUGUCAAUGGAGGUUCUGGAUGAGUUGGAUCUGGAGAAGUACAACACAACAAAGGAGGGACGACGGAGACUGAUCCCAGCUGUGAGGAACUGCAGAAAGGCUCGACUUUCUCGCUGCUAUCUCUCAAAGACUCACUAUGAAGUUGUGGCCUCAGCUCUGAAGGCCAACCCCUCCCAUCUAACAGAUCUGGACCUGAGCUACAACACCCUGACUGAUUCAGAGAUGAAGCUUCUGUGUGCUGGACUGGAGAGUCCAAACUGUAAACUGGAGACUCUGAGAUUGUGUGGCUGCAGUUUGUCAGACAUCAGCUGUGCUUCUUUGGCCUCAGCUCUGAAGUCCAACUCCUCCCAUCUGAGAGUGCUGGAUCUCAGUAACAACAAGCUGCAGUGCUCAACUGUGAAGCUGCUGUCUGAUCUUAAGGAGAGUCCACGCUGUAGUCUGGAUACUCUGAGAUUGGAUGACUGCAAUUCUUCAGAGACCAGCUGUGCUUCUCGGGUCUCAGCUCUGAAGUCCAACCCCUCCCAUCUGAGAGAGCUGGAUCUAAGUAACAAGAAGCUGCACGAUUCAGACGUGGAGCUGCUGUGUGAUCUUCUGAAAAGUCCAGACUGUAGACUGGAGACUCUGCUAUUGAGGUACUGCAGUUUGUCAGAGAUCAGCUGUACUUCUCUGGUCUCAGCUCUGAAGUCCAACCCCUCCCAUCUGAGAGAGCUGAAUCUGAGCUACAACAAGCUGCAGGAUUCAGACAUGGAGCUACUGUCUGAACUUCUGAAGAGUCCAGACUGUAGACUGGAGACUCUGAGAUUGAGGAGCUGCAGUUUGUCAGAGAACAGCUGUGGUUCUCUGGUCCCAGCUCUGAAGUCCAACCCCUCCCAUCUGAGAGAGCUGGAUCUGAGUGACAACAAGCUGCAGGAUUCAGGAUUGAAACUGCUGUCUGAUCUUCUGAAGAAUCCAGAAUGUAGACUGAAGUAUUUGAGAUUGAUAAACUGCAGUUUUUCAGAGACCAGCUGUGCGUCUCUGGUGUCAGCUCUGAAGUCCAACCCCUCCCAUCUGAGAUGGCUGAGUCUGAGUAAAAACAAGCUGCAGGUUUCAGACGUAAAGCUGCUGUGGGAUUUCCUGAAGAUCCCACACUGUAGUCUGGAGACUCUGAGAUUGCUGGGCUGCAGUUUAUCAGAGACCAGCUGUGCUUCUCUGGUCUCAGCUCUGAAGUCCAACCCCUCCCAUCUGAGAGAGCUGGUUCUGAGUAACAACAAGCUGCAGGAUUCAGGGUUGAAGCUGCUGUGUGAUUUCCUCAAGAGUCCAGACUGUAGACUGCAGACUCUGAGAUUGCGUGACUGCAGUUUGUCAAAGAUCAGCUGUGAUUAUCUGGCUGCAGCUCUGAAGUCCAACCCCUACCAUCUAAAAGAUCUGGAGCUGAGUUACAACAACCUGAAGCUUUCAGAUGUGAAGCUGCUGUCUGAUCUUAAGAAGAGUCCACGCUGCAGACUGGAGUUUCUGAGCUGGUGAUGAUCUCUGUCAGAGUGAGAGUGAACAUCCAAGAGUGUUGAGAGAGGAUCAGCUGGAUCCUGAUGAUCCAUCUGGAGUCUGGAUCUGGAUUUUGUCGUCUUCACUUAAGUCUCUUAACUGACUACAAACUGAACAGUUAUCUCUGGAUUUAGCUGAAGUCAGCACUUUACAGAUUUGUUCUACAUGAGCUGUUUGAUGUAAAUAAAGAUAAAAACAGGUGUUAUAAGUCAGACUGUGAGCCUGGGCUCAUAUUUAUCAAGCGUCUCAGUAUCACACUGAGAGUUAACGAGGACUAAAACUAAUGAAUGAAGCAGAAGAGAAUUGACUGUGACUUUCAGCAGGAGAAGGAUUACUGCUGGGAGAGAGUGAGACGUCGCUGUUUUACCACAGUCAGUGAUUUUGCAUGUAUAGUAUAGUACAACAAGCUUCAGCAUUUAAUUUGUAUUACUUUUACUUAUUAUUAUAAUUCUAUGUAUAGGUAUGUAUAUGUGUGUGGAUGUAUAUGUAUAUUUUUUGUAUAGGAGUGUGUAUAUAUGUAUAUAAAGACAUAUUUUGUGAGUGUGGAUUGUUGUAUCAUCUUUUCUCUAUGUUUUAUCUUGCCUAUGUAAAGCACAUUGUGACUUAUAUCCAAGAAAAGUGCUUUAUAAUCACAUUUUACUGACUUACUUACUUACCUGAAUUAGUCAAUAAAUUAAGCUAUGUUUUGCAUGAGUACGGCUUGUUUUUCUCUAACUUCACACUGAGUGGAGGGAAAUGAAUUAGUGUUGAUUAUCAGCACAGAUAAAUAUGGACCCUGCUCUUUGCUGUCAGGCCUCUGAUCAGCCCGUUUGAUAAAUCUUUAUCUUCCUUUAAAUCACUUUUUAAAACUCAUCUUUAUCCACUGAUCUACCAAUUAUAGUUUUAUAUGCUUUACAUCUUAAAUUUGAUUCCUAUGUGUGUUUUGCUGGUUUAUUUUCUUGCUGUAUGUUUGUUAGUUUUGUGUAAAGCGUUGUGUAACGUUGCUUUGAGAAGUUUUAUACACAUCUGAAGGGAAGGUGGUGGGAUGAUGGUGAUACUAAACAAAGACCAAAUUCUAAUGUUG